UCUCCCUCCUCCUGGUUAAGGCUAAGCCUCUAUCCAAGCAUUACGCUCAGAGGCGAGCAUGGCCAUCCUCGCAUUUCCGCUAGUCAUCUCAUUCCUCAAGCCCCAUACCUCGCGCCUCUGCCUCCUCCGCGCCGGCAAGCCCCAUCCCAGCCGCCUCUACACGCCACUCGUCCCCCGCCGCCACUUCAUCCGAACCGCCGACUCUGCAAUAAGCACCUCCUCGACAAUUCCACAGCAUUCGUCUACGGGACCCAACAACGAGCCCCUCAGAGCCUCCGUCCCUACUUUCCAACAAGCCAUUCAGCGCCUCCAGGAAUAUUGGGCUUCGGUUGGAUGUGCCUUGAUGCAAUGCAGCAACACAGAGGUUGGAGCUGGGACUAUGAAUCCUCUAACAUUCUUAAGGGUUCUUGGUCCAGAACCGUGGAAUGUUGCGUAUGUGGAGCCUAGCAUUCGACCAGAUGAUAGUCGUUAUGGUGAAAACCCAAACAGACUUCAAAGACACACGCAAUUUCAGGUUAUAUUAAAGCCUGAUCCUGGAAAUUCACAAGACCUUUUUAUUCGUAGCCUAUCAGCUUUAGGUAUUGAUGUUAGUGCGCAUGAUAUACGAUUUGUGGAGGACAACUGGGAGAGUCCGGUACUUGGUGCUUGGGGUUUGGGCUGGGAAAUCUGGAUGGAUGGGAUGGAGAUUACCCAAUUCACCUACUUCCAGCAGGCUGGAAGUCUACAAUUGUCGCCCAUAUCUGUUGAAAUCACUUAUGGUCUUGAGCGUAUAAUUAUGUUACUACAGGGAGUUGAUCAUUUUAAGAAAAUUCAAUAUGCUGAUGGAAUUACAUACGGGGAGCUGUUUUUGGAGAAUGAGAAGGAAAUGAGUGCAUAUUAUCUGGAACAUGCCAGUGUCCAUCAUCUUCAGAAACACUUUGAUUUUUUUGAGGAAGAGGCUCGUUCCUUGCUUGCUUCAGGCCUUGCAAUCCCUGCGUAUGAUCAGCUUCUAAAGACAUCUCAUGCUUUUAACAUCUUAGACUCAAGAGGCUUUGUUGGGGUAACAGAGCGUGCUCGUUAUUUUGGUCGGAUGAGAAGUUUAGCUCGUCAGUGUGCACAACUUUGGUUGAAAACAAGGGAGUCCCUUGGACAUCCACUGGGUAUCGCUUCUGACCCUUUUCAUGUUGUGUGUCCUAAAGAGCUUUUGGACGCAGCUGCCAAAAAGGUGAAUGAUGAUUCAAGGUUGUUUGUUCUUGAAAUUGGGACUGAAGAGAUGCCACCUCAAGAUGUAGUUGAUGCAAGCAAGCAACUCAAAGAAUUAAUAUUGCUGGUAUUAGGAAAACAACGAUUAAGCCAUGGUGAAGUGCAAGCAUGUGGCACACCUCGCAGACUCCUGGUUUGUGUUGAGGAUCUUUGCAGUAAACAAGCAGCGGAGGAGGUUGAGGUUCGAGGACCUCCGGUUUCAAAAGCAUUUGAUCAUCAAGGAAAUCCUACAAAGGCUGCUGAGGGUUUUUGCCGUAGAUACUCUAUACCACUGGAUUCAUUAUAUAGAAAGAUUGAUGGGAAGACAGAGUAUCUAUAUGCUCGCAUAAUGGAAUCUGCUCGACUUGCUGUGGAGGUUUUGUCUGAAGAAUUACCCAGUACCAUUGCUAAAAUAUCAUUCCCAAAGUCAAUGCGCUGGAACUCUCAGAUCAUGUUUAGCAGACCUAUUCGUUGGAUUUUGGCCCUCCAUGGAGAUGCAGUUGUGCCAUUUACGUUUGCUGGAGUUUUGAGUGGAAACCUGUCUUAUGGUCUUCGUAAUACUCCUUCAGCUACUGUCACGGUAGAAAGUGCAGAAUCUUAUGCAGAUCUAAUGAUGCAAGCUGGCAUCAAUGUUCAAAUUGAGGAACGUAAGAAAAAAAUUUUGGAGCACGCUAAUGCGUUAGCAAAAAGUGUCAACGGAGACAUUGUUUUUCGAGAGGGCUUACUUAAUGAGGUAGUAAAUCUUAUUGAGGCGCCUGUUCCAGUUCUUGGAAAGUUUAAAGAGUCCUUCUUAGAGCUUCCAAAGGACCUUUUAAUUAUGGUUAUGCAGAAGCACCAAAAAUACUUUGCUGUGAGCGACAACAGUGGAAAGCUGUUGCCAUACUUCAUCGCUGUGGCAAAUGGAGCAAUCGAUGAGGUUGUAGUUAGAAAAGGAAAUGAAGCUGUACUCAGAGCUCGCUAUGAAGAUGCUAAGUUUUUUUAUGAGCUGGAUACAAAGAAAAAAUUUUCAGAAUUCCGAAGUCAAUUGAAAGGGAUUCUUUUCCAUGAAAAGUUAGGAACAAUGCUGGACAAGAUGAUGCGCGUUCAAAAUAUGGUUUCCAAACUAAGUUUUGCCCUGCAAAUUGAUGAAGAUAUGCAUCAAGUUGUCCAGGAUGCUGCAUCACUUGCUAUGUCAGAUCUUGCUACAGCAGUUGUCGCAGAAUUUACUUCUCUCUCAGGAAUAAUGGCUCGCCAUUAUGCUAUUAGAGAUGGCUAUUCUGAGCAGGUCGCAGAGGCCUUGUUUGAGAUCACACUUCCUAGAUUUUCUGGGGAUAUUCUUCCAGAAACUGUUCCAGGGAUAGUGUUGGCAAUUGCUGACAGAUUAGAUAGCCUCGUUGGCUUAUUUGCUGCUGGUUGUCAGCCGAGUUCUACUAAUGACCCGUUUGGCCUGCGAAGAAUCUCUUAUGGUCUUGUCCAAGUGUUGGUGGAGAAGGAUAAGAAUAUGGAUCUAAAACAAGCUUUGCAACUUGCUGCUGAUGCCCAACCCAUUAGAGUAGAUGCUAGUACAAUAGAUGAUGUACUUCAAUUUGUUUCUCGGAGAUUGGAGCAAUUUCUGGUUGAUAAGGGAAUAAGCUCAGAAGUGGUUCGUUCUGUCCUUGUAGAGCGUGCAAACUUGCCUUGUCUGGCAGCAAAGUCAGCAUAUAAGAUGGAAGCCUUGUCAAGAGGUCUACUUUUUCCAAAGGUUGUUGAAGCAUAUUCUCGCCCAACAAGAAUUGUCCGUGGAAAGGAAGUGGACUCUGAUAUGGAGGUUGAUGAGGCUGUUUUUGAGACAAAUGAAGAGAAAGCUCUAUGGGGCGCUUUCUUGUCUGUUAAGAACAAAAUCCAUCCCGGCAUCGAGGUAGAUGAUUUUGUUGAAAUAUCUUCCCAACUAGUACAACCACUUGAAGACUUCUUUAACCAUGUCUUUGUAAUGGUGGAAGACGAAAGAAUUAGGAAGAACAGGCUGUCUCUGCUCAGAAAAAUUGCAGACCUUCCAAGAGGUAUAGCAGACCUCUCAGUUUUGCCAGGAUUCUAAGUUAAAAAACAGUACGGGAUAUCAUUUUUGUAACUGGAAAGGGUUCGUACAUAUACGUUUUGUUUACCCAAUUGAGGCCUGUAAACAUUUUGUAACAGAGAAUUAUUGUCUUAUAAAUUCAAUAAUUUAUCAGAGAA
Alnus glutinosa is the source of this 3411-nucleotide messenger RNA. RefSeq names its product glycine--tRNA ligase, chloroplastic/mitochondrial 2. Bases 59 to 3274 code for a protein of 1071 amino acids. Gene Ontology annotation, biological process: arginyl-tRNA aminoacylation; glycyl-tRNA aminoacylation. Lineage: Eukaryota; Viridiplantae; Streptophyta; Magnoliopsida; Fagales; Betulaceae. Gene Ontology annotation, cellular component: chloroplast stroma; cytoplasm; mitochondrion. The transcript is spliced from 36 exons. The record is from RefSeq and is a predicted model, not a curated record. Gene Ontology annotation, molecular function: ATP binding; arginine-tRNA ligase activity; glycine-tRNA ligase activity.